UUCACUCUUCUAUGAUGUUAGGAGAUUAAAAUGUAUUAUCUCUAAACCCUGUUAUCUGGGUAGUCUGUGAUCUAUCAGUAAUUUACAACUGCAUGUCCUUGUCACAGCCGUGCUUUAGAUCUACGGACUCCUGGAAACGUGCUAUUGCAACAGUGGAAUGAGACACAGAGCGGACGUGCCGGUCGAUCUCCGCAGUCUUCCCUCUGGGGGUCACUCUGAUUCUGUUUUCUCUUUGCUACGUACGAGGCAGCCACCUAACUCCCAGUUGAUCCCCAUGGAAAACACUACUGAGGUGACCGAGUUCGUUCUUGGGUUAACGGAUGACCUUGAACUGCAGGUCCCCCUGUUCAUAAUCUUCUUCCUCAUCUACCUCAUCACUUUGCUUGGGAACCUGGGCAUCACCAUGUUGAUACUGCUGGACCCUCGUCUCCACACUCCAAUGUACUUCUUCCUCAGCAACCUCUCCCUGGUGGACUUUGGCUACUCCUCAGCUGUCACUCCCAAAGUGAUGGCAGGGUUCCUCGCAGAAGAGAAAAUCAUCCCCUACAAUGCUUGUGCCACCCAGUUCUUCUUCUUUGUAGCUUUUAUCACUGUAGAAAAUUUUCUCUUGGCCUCCAUGGCUUACGACCGCUACACAGCAGUGUGCAAACCCCUGCAUUACACCACCACCAUGACAACAGGUGUGUGUGCGCGUUUGGUCAUCGGCUCCUACGCCUGUGGCUUCCUGAACGCCUCUAUCCACACUGGGAACAUUUUCAGGCUCUCGUUCUGUAGGUCCAAUGUGGUUGACCACUUUUUCUGCGAUGCUCCUCCUCUCUUGGCUCUCUCGUGCUCAGACAACUACAUCACUGAGAUGGUUAUUUUUUUGGUGGUGGGUUUCAAUGACCUCUUUUCUGUCCUAGUCAUUUUGAUCUCCUACCUGUUAAUAUUUAUCACCAUCCUGAGGAUGCAUUCAUCGGAGGGACGUCAAAAAGCGUUUUCCACCUGUGCUUCCCAUCUCACUGCAGUCUCCAUCUUUUACGGGACAGGCACCUUCAUGUACUUACAGCCCAGCUCCAGCCAUUCUAUGCACACAGACAAAAUCGCAUCCGUGUUCUAUACGAUGGUCAUCCCCAUGUUGAACCCCCUGGUCUACAGCCUGAGGAACAAGGAGGUCAAGAGUGCCUUUAAAAAGGCUGUAGGAAAGGCACAGCCUUCUUUAAGAUUCAUAUUUUAAUUCUAUAGAAUCAGCAGUAAGACUGCUGAUUCACACGGCUCACAUCUAUCUAAGGAAAAUAUUUACCUUUCCAGCCACAAAAUUCCUAAUUCCUUGUAGUAAUUUCUCCAGCUAUUAAUUAAG
Phyllostomus discolor (pale spear-nosed bat) is the source of this 1339-nucleotide messenger RNA. Its product is annotated as olfactory receptor 5B12-like. Gene Ontology annotation, cellular component: membrane. NCBI's taxonomy places the organism in Eukaryota, Metazoa, Chordata, Mammalia, Chiroptera, Phyllostomidae. The record is from RefSeq and is a predicted model, not a curated record. Gene Ontology annotation, molecular function: olfactory receptor activity; G protein-coupled receptor activity; odorant binding. The transcript has a single exon. Gene Ontology annotation, biological process: G protein-coupled receptor signaling pathway; sensory perception of smell. The coding region runs from base 158 to 1216 and encodes 352 amino acids.